AUGUCGCAAAAUGACAAGCGCGCCGAGAUCAAGGAUACACCUGCUAUCAACGAGGAAGAGGGAGCUUUUGCACCUCAGCCUCAUGUACCUAACAAAAUCAGAGUCAUUUCCCCAGUUGAGGUAUCGGAAAAGGCAAAGAAGGGCAUCAUACCCAUUGCCGCGACCACAAAGAAGGAACACGAGGAUGAUAUCAACUGGUCCGACGAUGACCCUGAGAUCGUAAAUGGAACCAACACUGAGAAUGAAGCCGUAUCUGAGGGCUAUAUGAACAUCAUCACCGGUGACGAAGCUGACACUACGCUGAUUGGUAGUGAAGACGAUGCCGAACAUGUUGAGACCAAAAGGAUCGACGACAAGGAUGAACCGGUUGACAUCAAGUACACCGACGAGACUGCAAAGCCUAUUUCAAAGUCUAGCAAUAAUGAUAUGCUCAGAAGAAGGACUAAUAAGCAGAAGACCGAAGAAACAGAGGCGACCAAGCACCAAGAAAGCAACGAUGAGUACUCCGCUGAGCGCAGAAACAUUGUCUUCAAAGCAGUCGACACCACUCUCCAAUAUCCAGACGUUGCGAUGUGGGUUGGUGUAGGUCUCACGGUCGACACCGCCGUUGCGUCCAAGUGUGCUUUCCUGCACAUGCAUGAUGAGCCGCCUAGGAAAGCUGACGAGACCUUGAAGUUCCAGGUUCCCGAUCUGCCAGUAGUUCGCGAGCCUCCUGCGGCAGUUAUCUCAGAGCGUGCUGCUGCCAAUCGUGCAUCUCGUGAAGCAUCCGCGGCUAGUGCACCACCACUAAACGAUCCUACAGGUCCAAAGAGCAACAAGCGUAGUCGUGGUGGCGAGGACGCAGACGCAGGCGUCUAG
This is a messenger RNA of Alternaria atra, 858 nucleotides long. RefSeq lists its product as uncharacterized. Lineage: Eukaryota; Fungi; Ascomycota; Dothideomycetes; Pleosporales; Pleosporaceae. The record is from RefSeq and is a predicted model, not a curated record. Bases 1 to 858 code for a protein of 285 amino acids. The transcript has 3 exons.